Chelonoidis abingdonii (Abingdon island giant tortoise) is the source of this 767-nucleotide messenger RNA. NCBI's taxonomy places the organism in Eukaryota, Metazoa, Chordata, Testudines, Testudinidae. The record is from RefSeq and is a predicted model, not a curated record.
GCGCGCUCCUCCACUAUCCCGGCGGGCAGUGCGCCAGAGCGUUUCCGCCUCGCCCCUCUCUCUCGUCUCCGGUGCAGCAGCCGCGUAGAGGACGGUCGCCAGGUCGCCGGCAGCGGCGGAAUGUUGGCUUCUAGGGCAUUUAGCUUAAUUGGCAAGCGUGCCAUUUCCACCUCCAUUGGCUUGAGAGGACAUGGAGCAGGUGUUGCGAAAGUGGAAGACUUCAGUCUUCCAAAUUACAUUGAUCGUCGUGACAUUCCCCUGCCUCAGCUGGAAUACGUAAGGAAUCUCUCUGCUGAGCAGAAAGCCCUGAAAGAAAAGGAAAAGGCAUCAUGGAGUGCCCUCUCCAUUGAUGAGAAGGUUGGAUUGUAUCGUAUCAAAUUCUGUGAGACCUUUGCUGAAAUGAAUAGGGGAUCAAAUGAGUGGAAGACUGUUAUUGGUGGUGUGCUCUUCUUCUUGGGCUUCACUGCCUUUAUUGUCAUUUGGCAGAGAUUGUAUGUUUAUGGUCCUGUUCCUCACACCCUUUCUGAGGAAUGGGUGGCUAUGCAGACCAAGAGAAUGCUGGAUAUGAGAGUUAACCCAAUCGAGGGCUUCUCGGCCAAAUGGGACUACGACAAGAACGAAUGGAAGAAGUAAAAAUCACUCCUGGGAUCACUGGACCUGCUGUCCACUUGAAUUUUAAAUGAUUCCAUUGCCUACAUGUGACCUCACUGCAUCUGUACUGGAACAAAUUCCAUUUAAAUGCUAAUAAAUGUCUGGUUUACUUGAAA